CCUUAGUCUCGCGUGAGUUGCAGCGUGUGAGCUCUGCGCAGUGAGAACUGUAGCUAGGCAGUCCGCCAUUGCUGUGUGGGGAGAUCUACGUUAGAGCAACAUUGACAUUUGGUUGUCAACAACCAAUUACGGACCAGCGAGGAAGGUCUAGUGGAAGCUGUUCCACAACUAUACUUCCCUGUACCUAACCAGAUCACAUUUUCAUGUAAAUACAGAACACACAGACGAAGUAACCAUGUCCAAUCUGAGCAAAGGCGGCACCAAAAAGGACACCAAGAUGAGAAUACGAGCCUUUCCUAUGACGAUGGACGAAAAGUAUGUCAACAACAUCUGGGACCUUCUGAAGAAUGCCAUCCAGGAGAUCCAGAGGAAGAACAACAGCGGGCUGAGCUUUGAGGAGCUCUACAGGAAUGCCUACACCAUGGUGCUGCACAAACACGGCGAGAAGCUCUACACGGGCCUCCGGGAGGUGGUCACCGAGCACCUCAUCAACAAAGUACGGGAAGAUGUCCUCAACUCACUAAACAAUAACUUCCUCCAAACACUGAACCAAGCCUGGAACGACCACCAGACGGCCAUGGUCAUGAUCAGAGACAUCCUCAUGUACAUGGACCGGGUGUACGUGCAGCAGAACAAUGUGGAGAACGUCUAUAACCUGGGCCUGAUCAUCUUCAGAGACCAGGUGGUGCGCUACGGCUGCAUCCGAGACCACCUCCGACAGACCCUCCUGGACAUGAUCGCACGAGAGAGGAAGGGCGAGGUGGUGGACAGGGGAGCGAUCAGAAAUGCAUGCCAGAUGUUAAUGAUCUUAGGCCUUGAAGGAAGGUCGGUUUACGAAGAGGACUUUGAGGCCCCGUUUUUAGAAAUGUCUGCAGAGUUCUUCCAGAUGGAAAGUCAAAAGUUUUUGGCAGAGAACAGCGCGAGCGUGUACAUAAAGAAAGUGGAGGCACGGAUAAACGAGGAGAUCGAGCGCGUACUGCACUGCCUGGACAAGACGACGGAGGAGCCCAUCGUCAAGGUGGUGGAGCGAGAGCUCAUCUCCAAGCACAUGAAGACCAUCGUGGAAAUGGAGAACUCGGGCCUCGUCCACAUGCUCAAGAAUGGAAAGACCGAGGACCUGGCGUGUAUGUAUAAGCUCUUUAGCAGAGUGCCAAACGGACUGAAGACAAUGUGUGAGUGCAUGAGCUCCUACCUCCGCGAGCAGGGCAAGGCGCUGGUGUCAGAGGAGGGCGAGGGCAAAAACCCUGUAGAUUACAUCCAGGGUCUGUUGGAUCUGAAGUCACGUUUCGAUCGCUUCCUCCAAGAGUCAUUCAACAACGACCGGCUCUUCAAGCAGACCAUCGCAGGGGACUUUGAAUACUUCCUCAACCUCAACUCGCGCUCUCCCGAGUACCUCUCCUUGUUCAUCGACGACAAGCUGAAGAAAGGCGUAAAAGGAUUGACGGAGCAGGAGGUGGAGUCGAUCCUGGACAAGGCCAUGGUGCUCUUCAGGUUCAUGCAGGAGAAGGAUGUGUUUGAGCGGUACUACAAACAGCACCUGGCCAGGAGGCUGCUCACCAAUAAGAGCGUCUCCGACGACUCGGAGAAGAACAUGAUCUCUAAGCUCAAGACGGAGUGCGGUUGCCAGUUCACCUCCAAACUAGAAGGCAUGUUCCGGGACAUGAGCAUCUCAAACACAACCAUGGAUGAGUUCCGCCAACAUCUACAGUCAACGGCGGUGUCGUUGGGCGGAGUUGAUCUCACAGUGAGGGUCUUGACGACAGGUUACUGGCCAACGCAGUCCGCCACGCCCAAAUGUAAUAUCCCCCCUUCUCCUCGACAUGCAUUUGAAGUCUUUAGAAGGUUUUAUCUGGCCAAGCACAGCGGCAGGCAGCUUACGUUACAGCAUCACAUGGGCUCUGCAGACCUCAACGCCACCUUCUACGGCCCAAUCAAAAAGGAGGACGGCUCAGAGGUGGGGGUGGGCGGCGCCCAGGUAACAGGCUCCAACACCAGGAAGCACAUACUGCAGGUGUCCACCUUCCAGAUGACAAUACUAAUGCUCUUCAACAACCGGGAGAAGUCCAUGUUUGAGGAGAUCCAGCAGGAGACAGACAUCCCGGAGAGGGAGCUGGUGCGUGCGCUGCAGUCACUGGCCUGCGGGAAGCCCACCCAACGCGUCCUCACCAAGGAGCCCAAGUCCAAGGAGAUCGAGAACGGCCACAUGUUCACCGUUAAUGACCAGUUCACCUCCAAGCUGCAUCGCGUCAAGAUCCAGACAGUCGCCGCUAAGCAAGGAGAGUCGGACCCGGAGAGGAAGGAGACGCGGCAGAAAGUGGACGACGACAGGAAGCACGAGAUUGAGGCGGCCAUCGUCCGCAUCAUGAAGUCUAGAAAGAAGAUGCAGCAUAACGUACUAGUAGCAGAGGUCACCCAGCAGCUGAGAUCGCGAUUCCUCCCCAGUCCUGUAGUCAUCAAGAAGCGCAUUGAAGGACUCAUUGAGCGGGAAUAUUUGGCGCGGACACCAGAGGAUCGCAAAGUGUACACUUAUGUAGCAUAAAGGCCUGAAUUCCAUGAAACCUGACACAAAAAGAAACAAUAGCUUUUUUUCUGGGACGGGUUAUGCGUAUGAAUUUGAAAGUUUGUCUCAUACUGGGAAACACUGGGAAGCUUACUUUUCUUCCAUUGAAAAAAAAAAAUGUGCAGUUAAAAAGACAGUUUUUCUUCAUAUCUUUUAGAUUACUUCUGCAGAGAAGAGCUAAAUGGAGGGAUUGGAUCUCGCUUUGUUACAGUUUCAUGUUCCUAAUGUGGCCUUGGGAAGAAUUGGGGGGAGAGUGUGAAUGCAUCGAGUGUACUGCAUUCAAACCCAAUAUAACAAAAGGAAAAGAAAACGAGCAUAAACAAAUUAUACAAAACAUAUACCAAGCAAAUGUGGGUUGGCUACACGAAGACCAAGGAAAUUUGACAUUUCUCACAUGUUGAUGUAAAUGUAUUAUGUUUGUUUUUUUGUGGCAUCAUGCUGGUUGUACAGGUUGUUAGACACUAUUGGCCUUUUUUCCGUCUAGGGUUUUAAUCAGAGAAGAGGAAGACAUGGAUGUAGUGGCUGGUUUGCAGAAAACAGGAGCGGUUGCUUUGAUAGCAUGUUUUGUCUUAUGGAGUGGUGGGAGAAGUCACAUGCUCUAUUCAAGGUGUUAGUUUUUUUUCGUUUUUUUUUUUCUUCAAUGGGGCCUAUUGUAAAAUUGGAUCAUCAGCCCAGAAAAUAUUUAUCCUUGGAAUUGUAGGUUCCUCCCUAUGCAGAUCACAAGGGGGAAGUACAUUUUUUUUCUUUACUGCAUUUCAAUUGGAACCAAUUUAGCACCAUGUUUUAAUGUGUAUAAAUUGUAAAAUAAUUAUUGUACUCACUAAAGUGGACUGUACAGGGCCUAGUUUAUCCUAUUAAAUGUAGAAAAAGAAAAUGUACAUCGAAGGGAAUUUUGCCUCCCUGUUUUACGACUCUGUGCCUUGUGUAUUCCUCUCCGAGAGCAGAGAGAAAGCCACAGUAAAUUGUACGGUGAAAUACAGUAUCUGCGCCUCUGACCAUAAUUAAAGUGUAAUGCAUAGAGGGAACCACAGUCAAACUGUUAAGCAUCUAAGAAGAGGAACUCAAAAACUAUUUGGAUUGCUUUCAAACAGUGGUAGCCAACUUUGAGUCACUGCAUUUGCUUUAGAACAAUGCUUCUUGCGGAAUCACCUUCAAGUGUAUUUUAUUUCUCAGUGUGCAAUGAAAUUGUUUAAGGCCACUUUACAUGGGUCCAAUGGAUGAAUAUGCAUCUCACUAAUACAGCUGCUAUGACAAUUUAAUGUUGAUUAUUAGAAAAUAACAUGUGAAAGGUGAUUAGUCUCCAAUGUUCCAGAAUGUCUACCACAGAACUAAAACCACUGUUCUAUGAUUGUGACAACGACUUGUCCUUAAGGGGGGCACAGUAUAAGGGUUGUUGUGCUCUUUAACAGAAAUGUGAUUCAGGUUCCAUGACACAAGUGGUAUUAUCUCCUUUGCCUUUUUUACAGCCUCCCUAAAUCUGACAUUCUACUCCCGCAUAAAACAUGUCUUAACGGUACCAGUGCAGCUGAUGACGUCAGUGUCCCAACUAGAAGGAUGUUCUUGAAAAAACAGACUUCGUUAACAGACUGACUGAACUGUGCCAAUUAUUGGAUCCGGUCCAAACACUUUAAAAGACACACCCUCGUCCACUUACCCUCGCCUUAUGCCUUAGGGGGAUUCCCCGUCGCCAUAUUAGAGGGUGGGCCAAAUGAUUAGCCAAGUAUGGGAAGUUUGCAACUUCAGGCACUCAGUCCUCGUUUUUAGUCCGCUUUGUAUAAAUACUGUUAUGAAACAGGCAGGGGGGCAGGUCUCAAACCAUCGACCAUCUAGCCCGCAAUCGACUGUGCCGCAAAAGCAUACUCAUUAGGCAGAGUCGAUAUCCAUGCUUCUAAACACAGGGUCGUUACACUAUGAUCACUCCGGGGCCUGAAAAACAACAUCAAUGGAAUAGUCAACAUACAAGCGACAAUGACCCAACAGACCUGCAAGAUGUGUAAGGGCAAUUUGACCAAGAAGGAGAGUGAUGGAGUGCUGCAUCAGAUGACCUGGCCUCCACAAGCUCCCUCCAUGAUCGUUGAACCGUCCAUUAUUUUCACCUCAAGUCUCCCAGAGAAAGUUAAGACUGUUAGUCUCUCCCCCAGGUGAAAGCCUCAGUGACCCCUGACCUGUGCUUUCCCUCUGACCUGCCCCAGCGUCUCGCCCAGAGGGCUACAGAGGAGCGUUGUCUACACUGCCCCCAGCAGCUCACACCCUGCAGCCAGGUGACCCAGCCGGGGAACUGGCUGCGCACCGACCCAGCCCUGGAUAAGCCUGCCUUACCUGGGGGUCUGCGGUGUGACAUGGGCUCAGACAGCCACUGCAGCACCCCUCCAGGCAGCUCCUGCUACUCGUCCCAGUGCAGCAGCCCCGCAACGCUAUCCGUCAACCACCCCCACGACUCCUUCCCUCUCUCAUGAUCCACCUCCCAAGCGCGGCCCUCCCUGUCAACCUCCCACCUGCUGCUGGAGGAGGAAGAGCCUGUGGGAGGCGGAGCACGAGAGGCUAGCCGCUGUGGGGGCCUCUGCCCCGGUGAGCCUAGCGAGGGAGCGGAGUGCCUGUCUACUGGAUGCUUGCACCCCCCACAGGACUUGGGUUGGGUGGGUUGUGAGCAGCCCUACCAAUAAAUGAAACAAUGUUACGCCCAGGGAUUUCAGAUACACAAUUAUUGUCUAACUAGGCAACUAUGUAUUUUAUUACCAGUGGAAGUAGAAAUGCAUACAAAUGUGCCGCAAGUGGGUAGGUAGAUAAGUGUGUGUGGUUGGUUAGUUCAUGUGGUUGUCUGUGCACUAUGAAAGCUGAUCUGUGUGGUAGCAUAUCACUGAGUGACCUUAGUCCUUACCCCAAGAAAGCACUGUUUAUCAGGUCUGACUCCUGGGUCAGAAGUUAGAAUUGUACAGUCAUUAGCCUAUUUUUCUAGGAUUAACACAUUGUAUUUCAACAGUAUCUUCUAAUACUAUAACGAAACCAUAGGUUGUGUUGAGUAGACCUUGCCAAACCACUGUGUUGAAAGGUGAUAAUUCAUUUAUUUUCUGGAAACUUUUUCGUAAAGCCGUUAGUUUCGGGGACUGUGGUUAGGAUACAUAUUUGGUAAUCUGUGUUCAAAUAUGGCUUGAUGACUGGAAUACAACAAAGGACUAGCGAGCUAAGAGACUCCUUGUCUGAGAUGAUACUCUGUUAAUAAUGUAUAAAGUGUGUGCUGACAUUACCAUGAAAGGCUGUUACAUUGCAAGGCUGUCUAUAACCUAGGACAAGCCGAUGUUUACCAAAUUGAUCGUCUAGAGGCCGGUUUCUUAGAUUAGCCUAAACCUGGACUAAAAAGUGUGUUCAGUGGAGAAUCUCCAUUGAGAGUGCCAUUUAGUCCAGGACUAAGUGUAAUCUGUGUCUGGGAAACUGUCCCUUAAUUUAAAAAUGUGAGUUGUGAAAUAGGACUGUUUUAUCAUGCAUCACUAAAGUAAUUCAUUGUAUUUUGUAAAUUACAUUUUUGACUUCUGACUAAUUUGGGAAUAAUACUUGUCAUUUGUUUCAAAUUGUUCUUAACACAUAUUUUAGUGAUUUUUAUAAACUGGGUGGUUCAUGCCCUGAAUGCUGAUUGGCUGAACCGUAUACCAAGGGGUAUGACAAAACAUUCAUUUUUUUUCUGAUCUAAUUGUUGGUAAUCAGUUUAUAAUAGCAAUAAGGCACCUCUGGGGUUUGUUAUAUGCUACGGGCUGUGUCCUAGCACUCUGUGUUGUUGUGCCCAAGAACAGCCCUUAGCCUUGGUAUAUUGGCCAUAUACCACACCGCCUCGGGUUUUAUUGCUUAAAUACAACUCCAAUAACUUUGUACUGCUGCUUUGGGUACCAUCUAUUGAGCCCUGUUUAUACCUGGUGCUAACAUCUGUAUGGCUCUUGUCCACAUUCUCAUUGUGCCCACAUUUUCGACUGGUGUAAACUAUUAAAAUAACUGAUCCUGACGAAUUGAUUGGAUGAAAGGUCAGUAAUGAGAAUAUUAAUGCUGGUCCAGGUGGGUGGAGUUUGCACUGGGUGAAAAGUGAUUUGCAUUUGUUUCGAAACUGGACUGUCAUAAGCUGGGUUCCCCAUUCAAAGCCGAUGGUGAAGUUGGCUCAAAAACAAGUGAUGCAGGUCUAUCAAGUAUGUGGAGUAAUGAUUUAGGGCUGGAUUCAAUCUGCAUUGCAGAAGUAUUGCAGAAUUUCCAUGUUGUAGCUCAAUUGAAGUUUAAAGGUGAUAUUCUUGCGUUUGCGGAGACUGUCGGCUGUCGGCUAUGUCGGCUCAAUCGGAAAUUACCUUUACAUUUUAACGCGGCUCUUCCGCGAUACCGAUUUAAUCCACCCCUUUAGAAGUUUUUCCAUGCAAGUGUUCGCUCUUGCUAAAUCCCAAUUCAACUUUAUAAUCUACUGAUAAAAAGAAAUGACUAACUCACUGAACACUUUACUUGGCACUGACGGUCACAGGUUCUAAUCUUGCUGAUUUUAUAUUUUACUGAAGAACUAAACUAGGGGUAUUCUUGCUUUAGUAUUAGCAACACUGAUGGCAAACAUUCCAUUUGGAUUAUGUCAGUUUCAGUAGACAGUGUCUUUUAAAAUGUAGAGUAAUGUUUAAGUCUGCAAAUAAAUAAUUUACCA
Messenger RNA from Oncorhynchus mykiss (rainbow trout), 7220 nucleotides. Its product is annotated as cullin-3. Gene Ontology annotation, biological process: ubiquitin-dependent protein catabolic process. Gene Ontology annotation, molecular function: ubiquitin protein ligase binding. The record is from RefSeq and is a predicted model, not a curated record. Gene Ontology annotation, cellular component: cullin-RING ubiquitin ligase complex. NCBI's taxonomy places the organism in Eukaryota, Metazoa, Chordata, Actinopteri, Salmoniformes, Salmonidae.